Aspergillus wentii DTO 134E9 is the source of this 730-nucleotide messenger RNA. RefSeq names its product proteasome core particle subunit beta 3 (gene pup3). The transcript has 4 exons. The coding region runs from base 110 to 730 and encodes 206 amino acids. Gene Ontology annotation, cellular component: proteasome core complex; proteasome core complex, beta-subunit complex. The record is from RefSeq and is a predicted model, not a curated record. Lineage: Eukaryota; Fungi; Ascomycota; Eurotiomycetes; Eurotiales; Aspergillaceae. Gene Ontology annotation, biological process: proteasome-mediated ubiquitin-dependent protein catabolic process.
CCUCCACCAUCACCUUCCAACCGCCCCCUUGCCACGGUUUGAUUCUGACAACGCUGAUAGAAGGACUGGGAAUUUUUUGCAGACAGGAACUCAUCACACAAGAUUAAUCAUGAGCUCUCCUUUCGACAUCAAUGGCGGUGCCUGCGUUGCCAUGGUGGGCAAGGACUGCGUUGCAAUUGCCUGUGAUCUCCGUCUGGGUAUGCAGUCCUUGACCGUCUCCAACAACUUCCCCAAGAUCUUCAACUACGCCCCUUCGACCUACCUUGGCUUGACCGGCCUCGCAACCGAUGUCGCCACCGUUUCAGAUCUCUUCCGGUACAAGGUCAACAUGUACCGACUCCGCGAGGAACGAAACAUCGCGCCCCAGACGCUGGCCAACCUGGUGAGCUCGUCGUUGUACGAGAAGCGAUUCGGUCCUUUCUUCGUCAGCCCCGUCAUUGCUGGUAUCAACCCUACGACCGGCAAGCCUUUCAUCUGCGGAUUCGACAGCAUCGGUUGUAUCGAUUUUGCAAAGGACUUUAUUGUCAGCGGGACAGCCAGUGAACAGCUUUUUGGUACCUGCGAAGGUCUAUGGGAACCGGAUCUGAGCGCCGAUGACCUGUUUGAGACCAUUUCGCAAGCCCUCCUGAGUGCCGUCGACAGAGAUGCCCUUUCGGGUUGGGGUGCCCAAGUGUACAUCAUAGAGAAGGACAAGGUUACUCAGCGGUUAUUGAAGGGAAGACAGGAUUAA